UACCCAGUGCAGGAGACCACUGACAAGCAGCCGCAGGUUUCUUCGGUAGAAAUUACGGCAUUUGGCUUGACUCUUUGGCAGAGGUUGAGGGAAAGUUGGUGCAGACUGGCUUAGUAAAAACGAAAUAAACUUUUGAAUACUGAGUAUGGAAACGGAACCUUGAGAGGCUGGGUUGCAAAUGGAGCAGGAAGGAAAAGAGAUGGCACCUACUGAGACAUGUGAUCAGAAGAGAACGGGCAACGCGGCGCAGGCUCGUAGACGGCGUGGUGAGAACAGGGUUCAGAACACGCCAGGUAUAUGACCAGCUUUCAUGAAAGCCAACAGAGAAACAAAGCGCCUCUUUGUGGGUGGCCUUAGCCAAGCCAUUUCUAAGACAGACCUACAAAAUCAGUUCGGCAGAUUUGGAGAAGUUUCUGAUGUGGAGAUCAUAACUCGAAAAGAUGACCAAGGAAAUGCACAGAAAGUCUUUGCAUAUGUUAACAUCAGAGUAGCAGAAGCAGACUUGAAAAAAUGUAUGUCCAUUUUAAACAAAACAAAAUGGAAAGGUGGUACACUACAAAUUCAGCUAGCAAAAGAAAGCUUUUUACACAGACUGGCCCAAGAGAGAGAAGAAGCAAAAGCAAAGAAAGAAAAAUCAACAACAGGCAACACCAACCUGUUGGAAAAGAUGGGAGGAGUGGAUUUCCAUAUGAAAGCUGUUCCAGGCACAGAAGUACCAGGGCACAAGAAUUGGGUUGUCAGUAAAUUUGGAAGAGUCUUACCUGUUCUUCAUCUUAAGAAUCAACAUAAACGUAAAAUCAUGAAAUAUGAUCCAUCAAAAUACUGCCACAACCUAAAGAAGAUAGGGGAGGAUUUCACAAAUACCAUUCCUGUAACUCGCCUCACUUGGGAAUUAGAAGGAGGCAAUGACCCUAGGAGUAAGAAACGGCGAGGAGAGUUCUCUGACUUUCUCAGUCCUCCCAAGAAGAUCAUGAAAGUACAAAAGAGCCAGGGUUCCACUGUGAGUCUAAGGACCAGUUUGGUAAUGGAGAAUAACAUAUCACCACAGCAACGAGCUGGACAAAAAACAUCUCAUGAUUCCAUUACUCUUUCUAAAUCACACCCUGUGCUUGAUUCUGAUGCUCACAAACUUAAAAAUAUACUUUGUCAGACUUCUAGCUUGGAAACUGUCAGGAAUAGAAAUAGCAUGUCUGACGAUGAUAUUGAUUCUGAAGAUGAAUUAAGAAAGAUGAUUGCAAAAGAGGAAAGCUUACAGAGAACCUCAAGGUCCUCCAUCAAUGACUCUGAUCCCUUUGAAGUUGUAAGGGAUGAUUUCAAAUCGGAUGUUCAUAAACUUCAUUCUUUAUCAAGUGUGUGUAUGAAUAAUGUCUCUUGCUGUGUUAGUGAAAAUAUGGAAAAUGAUUGUGAAUAUGAUUCAGGUGAUACAGAUGAAAUCAUUGCAAUGAAAAACAUCAGUAAGGUAAAAAACAGUGCAGAGUUUUCUCAAAAAGAAAAAUCUAUAAGCAAGAAAUCUUUAAAAAAUAAAGAGCUUUUCAAUCAUUGUAAUAAAGUACAAAAAAGAAAAAACAACAAACAAUCAGCCCUCAGUCAUGGAGUGAAGCCUAUUAAUCAUGAUCCUCUGUCUGAUUCCAGCAGCAGGGACAAUGAGGAGUCUGAAGGAGAUGAAGAAUAUAAAGCCAUGAUAAAAAACUGCCCCUGUGUUAAUCUCACAUUGGCUGAUUUGGAACAGCUAGCUAGCAGUAAUCUGGAGGUUCCAAAAGAUACUGAGAGCAGUGGCCCACAGCCUACCAUAAGUUGCAAGUUUGCUAGAGCUUCCAAGAGCCCCAAGACUUCCCGUGGAAUCUACACAGGCAAACAGUGCAUUUGUCCUGAGGAGAUUCUGGCUUCCCUUUUAAGGGAGGAAAACACCUUUGGUAAACAGAAACCACAGGAAGAUAAAAAGCCAAAAUUUCAGGCAUUCAAAGGAAUAGGUUGUCUCUAUGGAAAGGAAUCAAUGAAAAAUACCUUGAAUAUUGCCUCAAAUAGGAUUAAUGAAAAACAAGGUUCCUUGAAACAUGAAGAUUCCAAUAGCAUUUCCAUAGAAAAUGGGCUGCCACGUGCUAAUGGCUCACCAAUCAAAUUAACUUCAUGCCAACAUACAAAGAAGACAAGUGGCCUAAAUCACAUUGAACCUCAAAGACAGUUAACUUGUGAGACCCAAGAUCACAAGGUAGUCUACCCAAACAGUUCAGAAAAGGGAACUAGAAAUCUUAUUUCUAGUCUGUUGCCUUUAAAAGGUAAGAAAUCCUUAAGUCUUAGUGCCAAGAUUCACAAGAUAGGGUUUGAUAAGGAUAAUUGCCACGGUGCCCAACAGAGAAAAGAGUCUUCAGAGGAAAAGGAGCCUGAUUCCAGCAGCCUCAUAUCUCGUGUGAAACCACCAAAGCGCUCUUCCAGGGAAGACACUCAGGAGAGCCUGGCUGACUUCUCACUUGCUGUUAGUAGUUCAUCAAGCAUAGAUGCUAAAGCUAAGCCUGCUGAAGAUAAUCAGAAGCGUUUGGCAGCCUUGGAGGCAAGGCAGAAAGCAAAAGAAGCGCAGAAGAAGCUGGUACAUAACGCACUGGCAAAUUUAGAUGGACCUUCACAGGACAAGCCAACACACAUCAUCUUUGGUUCUGACAGUGAAAGUGAAAUGGAGGCGACAUCCACUCAGAAGCAAAACCUGCCAGGAGAAGAACUUGUAAAAGAAUCCAUGGGUAAAGCAUCUGGGAAGCUGUUUGACAGUGGUGAAGAUGAGGAAUCUGAUUCUGAGGAUGACAGUGACAGGUUCAAAAUUAAACCUCAGUUUGAGGGCAGAGCUGGACAAAAGCUCAUGGAUUUACAGUUGCACUUCGGCAGUGACGACAGAUUCCGCAUGGACUCCAGAUUUCUAGAGAGUGACAGUGAAGAGGAACAGGAAGAGCUCAAUGAAAAGAAAACAGAUGAGGAAGAAGAGCUUGCUACAGAAAAAAAGAAAGCUCUGAACAUUGUGCAAAGUGUUUUGAACAUCAGCUUAAACAACACUACAAGCAAAGGACCAGUAGCUGCUAAGAAAUUUAAGGAUGUCAUACGUUAUGAUCCAACAAGGCAAGACCACAUGACUUAUGAAAGAACGAAAGAUGAUAAACCAAAAGAAAGUAAAGCAAAACGGAAGAAGAAAAGGGAGGAAGCUGAGAAGCCACCUGAAGUGUCUAAAGAUAUGUAUUACAACAUUGCUGCGGACUUGAAAGAAAUAUUCCAGGCUACAAAAGACACCUGUGAGAAGGGAGAAGAAACACCCUGGCCCGACGAGGGUGUUAGAGAGAAUGAAGAGGUCCGCAGUGCAGCAGCAGAGCAGCCCAGCGGGUUUAUGUUCUCUUUUUUCGAUUCAGAUUCUAAAAAUGUUAAAAAAGAAACCUAUAAAGUUGAAACAGUGAAACCUGGGAAGAUUGUCUGGCAAGAAGAUCCUCGUUUCCAAGACAGCAGUUCAGAAGAGGAAGAUGUUACUGAAGGAACAGAUCACAUAAAGCCGAGCCCUGAAGAAGCAUCAUUUCCUGAAAAAGAGACCACUAGAUUUUUCUUUUUCUCUAAGAAUGAUGAAAGACUUCAUGGUUCUGACUUUUUCUGGAGUGGUGUGGGAAGUAAUAUUAGCAAGAAUUCUUGGGAAGCACGAACAAACAGCUUGCUUAUGGAUUGUCGGAAGAAACAUAAAGAAGCAAAAAGGAAAGUCAAACCAAAAUAAUAUCAGCAUUGAUUUUGAAAGUGAAUGUGAACAAGGCUCACCAGGCAAUUGACCUAAAAAUGAUUUCAGCCAACAAAGAGGAUAUUACAGAGCAGAGAACAUUCAAAAUCUGGCUUGUGGAAUACCAUUCUGGUUCGCAUCUUCUGUGGAAUUCCUUUGUUUUUUGGUUUUUGGGUUUUUUUGGUAUCAGGGAUCAAACUCAGGGCCUUGCACUUGUGAGGCA
This is a messenger RNA of Fukomys damarensis (Damara mole-rat), 3959 nucleotides long. RefSeq names its product nucleolar protein 8 (gene Nol8). Lineage: Eukaryota; Metazoa; Chordata; Mammalia; Rodentia; Bathyergidae. The record is from RefSeq and is a predicted model, not a curated record. Gene Ontology annotation, molecular function: RNA binding. The transcript has 17 exons. The coding region runs from base 311 to 3736 and encodes 1141 amino acids.